AGCGAGAUAUUGUCUCCGUAGGGAGCGGCGAUUUGUUUCUCUUCGUCAGCCGACGCGCUCGGGAGCAGGGGGGAAAUGGCGGCUGCUCCCGACGUCGCGCGGAGCCGGUUCGUGGUGGUGGGCGGAGGAAUCGCAGGGGUUACCUGCGCGGAGAAGCUGGCCAUGGAUUUCCCAUCAGAAGACAUUUUUUUAAUAACAGCUUCCCCAGUUAUAAAAGCUGUAACAAACUUCAAACAGGUCUCCAAAACACUUGAGGAAUUUGAUGUUGAAGAGCAACCAAGUUCUCUAUUAGAAAAGCGAUAUCCCAAUAUUAAAGUUAUACAGUCUGGAGUAAAACACUUGAAAAGUGCUGAACAUAAAGUUCUCACUGAAGAUGGGAAAGAAUAUAUAUAUGACAAACUUUGCCUGUGUGCUGGAGCAAAGCCAAAAUUAAUUUUGGAAGGGAAUCCUUAUGUAUUAGGAAUCCGGGAUACUGACAGCGCAGAGGCUUUUCAGAAGAAUUUGGCUCAAGCUGAGAGAAUAGUAGUGGUAGGAAAUGGUGGGAUUGCACUCGAGUUGGUGUAUGAAAUUCAAGGCUGUGAAGUAAUCUGGGCUAUCAAAGACAAAGCCAUUGGGAACACCUUUUUUGAUGCAGGAGCAGCUGAAUUUCUCAUUCCAAAGCUAACUGCUGAAAACCAAGAGACUCCAAUUGAGUGCAAAAGAACCAAGUAUACAAUGGAAGGAAGUGAUGAAAAAGAAAGACCUAUAGCAGCAUCUGACAAACCAGGCAGUGCCUUAGGCCCUGAUUGGCAUGAAGGCUUAGCUCUUAAAGGAACUAAAGAGUUUUCUCAUAAAGUACAUAUUGAAAUACUGUGUGAAGUAAAGAAAAUACACCUGCAGCAAGAAUUUCUACUACUGCAGCAAACUUCUUUGGCUUUUCCUAAGGAAGGACAAAAAGCAGAACCAGAUGAGGUUCUGUGGCCUGUAUAUGUGGAAUUAACUAAUGGCAACAUUUAUGGAUGCAAUUUCAUUGUCAGUGCAACUGGAGUCGUGCCAAAUGUUAAACCAUUUCUUGAUGGCAAUGAUUUUGAUGUAGGUGAAGAUGGAGGUCUGAAGGUGGAUAAACACAUGCACACAUCCGUGCCAGAUACAUACGCGGCUGGAGAUAUCUGCACAGCAUCGUGGGAACCUAGUCCGGUGUGGCAUCAGAUGAGACUGUGGACUCAAGCCAGGCAGAUGGGAUGGUAUGCAGCAAAAUGCAUGGCUGCAGAUACUUUAGGGGAAUCUAUUGAUAUGGAUUUCUGCUUUGAACUGUUUGCUCAUGUUACAAAGUUUUUCAAUUACAAGGUGGUGGUUUUGGGAAAAUACAAUGCUCAAGGCUUGGGUUUAGACCAUGAACUGAUGCUGAGGUGUACCAAAGGACAAGAGUAUGUUAAAGUGGUGAUGCAGAAUGGCAGAAUGAUGGGAGCUGUGCUGAUAGGUGAAACAGACUUGGAAGAAACCUUUGAAAACCUAAUUUUAAAUCAGAUGGACCUUUCAGCCUAUGGUGAAAAUCUCCUCAAUCCAGAUAUUGAUAUAGAAGAUUAUUUUGAUUGAACAAAACCCCAUUGCCCUUUUGUGUAGUGUUUUGACAAAGAAUGUCUUAUAAAACCCUUUCCUCAAGAUUACCAGAAAUGAGAGAUAAAUGCAUUUCCUUAAGAUCUUGUGUUGAUCUUGUCAAGAUACUGGCUGGCAAACUUGGUGUAGAAAUGCACCAACAAAAACAAGUGGUUGAGUGUUGGCAAAGAGGUUUCAUCUACAUUAGAUGAGUCUGUGAGAACAGAGCUGCAAAAGUCUUAAAAAGUGGCCUUCACAGUGCUGUUAAGACAGGACUGCAGCCACCUGAAUGGGAGGCAGCCUUCACUCUUUAAAAAAAGUAAAUACAUGUUAAACCCUGUGUCAGCAUCAUAGCUCACUUCUUCCCCAAACCAUGCAGAAUUCACCUGCCAUGGUUAGUAAAACCCUGU
This is a messenger RNA of Dryobates pubescens (Downy woodpecker), 1985 nucleotides long. It is a transcript of the gene PYROXD1, whose product is annotated as pyridine nucleotide-disulphide oxidoreductase domain 1. NCBI's taxonomy places the organism in Eukaryota, Metazoa, Chordata, Aves, Piciformes, Picidae. The record is from RefSeq and is a predicted model, not a curated record. The transcript is spliced from 12 exons. Gene Ontology annotation, molecular function: flavin adenine dinucleotide binding; oxidoreductase activity. Bases 76 to 1575 code for a protein of 499 amino acids.